Messenger RNA from Mastomys coucha (southern multimammate mouse), 823 nucleotides. It is a transcript of the gene Txndc17, whose product is annotated as thioredoxin domain containing 17. The record is from RefSeq and is a predicted model, not a curated record. Gene Ontology annotation, molecular function: protein-disulfide reductase [NAD(P)H] activity. Bases 121 to 492 code for a protein of 123 amino acids. Gene Ontology annotation, cellular component: cytosol. The transcript is spliced from 4 exons. Lineage: Eukaryota; Metazoa; Chordata; Mammalia; Rodentia; Muridae.
UCGCACUGCUGCGGCGGCACCGCCCACCCGGAAACUUGGCCACGCCUUUCUUGGGCCCCGCCUUGAGGCGGCAGGACCCUAGGGCACCUCUCUCGCGCUCCUCUUCGCGCUGUUGUACUCAUGGCCACCUUCGAAGAGGUGAGCGUGUUGGGCUUCGAGGAGUUCGACAAGGCAGUGAAGGAGCAUGAAGGCAAGACCAUUUUCGCCUAUUUCAGCGGUUCUAAGGAUACGGAAGGGAAGAGCUGGUGUCCGGACUGUGUGGAAGCUGAGCCAGUCAUUCGAGAGGGGCUGAAGCAUGUUACUGAAGACUGUGUGUUCAUCUACUGCCAAGUAGGAGAUAAACCUUACUGGAAAGACCCAAAUAAUGACUUCAGACAAAAACUGAAAAUAACCGCAGUGCCUACACUACUUAAAUAUGGAACACCUCAAAAACUUGUGGAAUCUGAGUGCCGUCAAGCCAACCUUGUAGAGAUGAUCUUCUCUGAAGAUUAAGAUUUGAUGACCUUGCUGGACUCUGGUGACACAUGCCUUUAGUCCCAGUACUCGGGAGGCAGAGGCUGAGGCCAAGGCAAAGGCAGAGGCCGCUGGAUCUCUUUGAGUUCAAGGCCAGCCUGGUCUACAAAUUGAGUUCCAGGACAGCCAGGGCUACACAGCAAAACCCUGUCUAGAAAAAACAAACCAAAACAAAGAAAGCCUAUGAUUGCAUUUUUGUAUUGAUUGCCUGUUUCAUUUAAAAGAAGCCACAUAAUUGCUUUGAAUUGAUUAGUAAAUGAUGUUGUUAAAAAUCAGUGUAUGUCUAAACAAUAAAGAAUUAAAAUACAAA